UCUGAAUGCUUUGAGAAGUUCUUAGAGUAUAAGGCAGUUGUGGAGACGCAGUUAGGAAAAAGUAUCAAGUCAUUACGAUCAGAUCGUGGUGGCGAAUAUCUCUCGAAUGAAUUUAGGAGCUACUUGACGGAUAAUGGGAUUACGUCCCAGCUGACUGUGCCUGGCACGCCUCAGCAGAAUGGCGUAGCAGAACGGAGUCUCAGGACUCUUAUGAAAAUGGUUAGGGAAAUGAUGAGUUAUAGUAGUUUACCAGAUUCGUUUUGGGGAUAUGCCCUAGAAACAGCAGUAUACAUUCUGAAUAGAGUACCUUCUAAAUCAGUACUGUCUACACCAUUGGAGUUGUGGUCUGGGCAUAAGCCUAGUCUAAGGCAUCUCAAGAUUUGGUGUAGUCCAGCACAUGUGCUGAGAACCGAUACUGAUAAGUUGGAACGGAGAACAGAAGUAGGGCUGUUUGUGGGAUAUCCUAAGGAAACGAAAUGUGGUCUAAAUUAUACAAGAUAUCAGAGUAAUCCAGGACUGGAACAUUGGUCUGAGCAUAUACUCAAGUACCUACGUAGGACUAAGGAGUACAUGUUGAUUUACCAGGCAGAUGAAUUGCUUCCGUUGGGUUACACCGAUUCUCACUUCCAGGCAGAUCAGGACGAAAGCAAGUCAACCUCAGGGUUUGUGUUUACUUUAGGAGGAGGAGCCAUAGUAUGGAGGAGUGUCAAGCAGAAAUGCGUGGCGGACUCAACCAUGGAGGCUGAGUAUGUAGCAGCCUCAGAGGCAGCGAAAGAAGCUGUCUGGCUCAGGAAUUUUCUCCUCGACCUUUAUGUGGUACCGAGUUUUCCCGCUGCAAUCACAGUGUUCUGUGAUAACAGCGGAGCAGUAGCAAAUUCGAAGGAGCCACAGACUCAUAAAGCGAGUAAACACAUAGAGCGCAAGUACCACCUGAUACGAGAAAUAGUUGGACGAGGAGAACUCGUUGUUGCCAAGAUACAAUCAGAGGACAACCUAGUAGAUCCUUUUACGAAGAGCCUACCGACGAAAGUCUUUACAAGACACGUAGAAGGAAUGGGA
Molecule: messenger RNA, 1059 nt
Organism: Striga hermonthica
Lineage: Eukaryota; Viridiplantae; Streptophyta; Magnoliopsida; Lamiales; Orobanchaceae
Source: the annotation of a GenBank genome assembly